Molecule: messenger RNA, 4086 nt
Organism: Urocitellus parryii (Arctic ground squirrel)
Lineage: Eukaryota; Metazoa; Chordata; Mammalia; Rodentia; Sciuridae
Gene: Rnf144b
Product: ring finger protein 144B
Biological process (GO): protein ubiquitination
Molecular function (GO): zinc ion binding; ubiquitin-protein transferase activity
Source: RefSeq, a predicted model, not a curated record
GAGCUGCGCCCCACGCCGCCCGGCACGGUCCCCAGCGUCGCCAGGCCGGGAGGCGCGCGGGGACUCCUCCUCUUCCCCGCCGAUAGGUCCGGGCGCGCGACCGCUGGCGAUCCUGCCAAGUGAGGAGCUGUCAGCCGCAGAGCGCCCAGGGCAGGGAGGAAUGGAAGAGCUCCUCCUCCCCGGCGCCGGCCGCGCAGCUCGGGCUGGCCGUGCGCGCAGGACCGGCCGCUGAGGAGCUGCGGCCAGCGGGACACUGCCCUCCUGCCAGGGAUUGAGGAGACAGAAGAAGGCUGAAGACAGGCUGAUGGGCUCAGUUGGUAGGCUCCACUACCUCACCAUGACUGCCGAAAACCCCACACCUGGAGACCUCGCUCCGGCCCCCCUCGUCACUUGCAAGCUCUGCUUGUGCGAACAGCCUCUGGACAAGAYGACCACACUCCAGGAGUGCCAGUGCAUCUUUUGCACAGCUUGCCUGAAACAGUACAUGCAGCUGGCAAUCCGAGAAGGAUGCGGGUCUCCCAUCACUUGCCCUGACAUGUUGUGCCUACACCAUGGGACCCUGCAGGAAGCUGAGAUUGCCUGUUUGGUACCUGUGGAUCAGUUUCAGCUUUAUCAGAGGUUAAAAUUUGAACGAGAAGUUCACCUGGACCCCCACCGAACGUGGUGUCCUGUUGCAGACUGUCAGACAGUGUGCCCCGUUGCAGCAAGUGACCCAGGACAGCCGGUGCUGGUGGAAUGCCCUUCCUGCCACCUGAAAUUCUGCUCAUGUUGCAAGGAUGCGUGGCACGCCGGGGUCUCCUGCAGGGACAGCCAGCCCAUCGUCCUGCCAGCCGAGCACGGGGCCCUCUUUGGGACAGAUGCAGAAGCCCCCAUUAAGCAGUGCCCAGUGUGCCGAGUUUAUAUCGAACGCAACGAAGGCUGUGCCCAGAUGAUGUGCAAGAACUGCAAGCACACGUUUUGCUGGUACUGCCUGCAGAACCUGGACAAUGACAUUUUCCUCAGACACUAUGACAAAGGACCAUGCAGGAAUAAGCUGGGCCACUCGAGAGCCUCAGUGAUGUGGAACCGCACACAGGUGGUGGGAAUUCUGGUGGGAUUGGGCAUCAUCGCCUUGGUGACGUCGCCAUUGUUACUUCUGGCCUCCCCGUGCAUAAUCUGCUGUGUCUGCAAGUCCUGUCGGGGCAAGAAGAAAAAGCACGACCCGUCUACAACCUAAGAUGAUCUCUGCGUGCACGUGCCACAAACGUCUGGGUUACCUGAGACAGCACAGCGCUAAAGCCCCACUUAGUGAUCUUGCCUCCUUCCCCUUGCCAAACUUUGGAAGUGCCUCUGUGUCCAGACUUUGAACUUGCCUUCCAGCCUCAGCAUCAGAAGAGGCUGAGUCAGUCCUGGGUGCCAGUGUUCCAGUGUCACCAGAGCUGCCACCGCCGCCCCAGGCUGUGCCCGCGGAGCACGUGGGGAGCGUUGGGGUUGCUCGGGAGGAACUAACCAACCAUUCUAUCAUCUGGACGAUCCCACUGGACUGUUCAUCUUCCAGCCAAAUCCAAGGAGGCUGAGCGAACGUUUCAUAUAAUAAACGUGUUGUCGCGGUUGGCAACAUUCACGCUAACUGAGAAGAGGAGUCUGCUCUGUUUGAUUUGAGCACCAUGAGAACCGGGGAAACCCGCUGUAGGAGGGGAAGGCUGAGACUGCGUGUGAGAAAUGCUCCUAAGAGCUGCAAAGCAGGCUGCUUAUCUGAGCAGCUGAUAGUUGUGCCUCUGCCCGUUACUGGGUGUGCUGUUCCCAACGUUCCCACAGUGACUUGGCACAAACACAAUGGGUUUCUCUUCCUGUGAUCUCAGCUUCAAGCAGCGGAGACUGCUGUGCAGAGGGAGUGGGCCCUUCCCAGUGAAAGUUCUGCAGCCCGAAAACAACGCGGUCUAAUUUAGGUGUCUCUCCUUUGGCAAAGGUUACUUUUCUAAGGUGACCAGCUUGUCUCUCACAGCCAGUAGCGGUGGCCUGAGGGAUUGGUUCAUAUGAAACAGGGGUAGAGUGGUAGAGGCUCAGAACAUUCAUCACAGAUGACAAGGACCUUCCCUGGGCUCUGUGUUCACACACCCAACAGACCUGGGCUUGGGUCUGACAGUCCACGACAGAGUCCAUAUGUCCACCUCUUAGAAGCCCCGUGGCUUGCAGCCUAUCUGGAAUGUCUACCCACUGGGCACACCUUAUAUGCUUGAUAGUAGAAACAAAUAUUUCCCUAAAAGCCAUUCUCUCGUCCUAGAAUUAAAAUGGCUCAUUAUCCAUCAACCUAAAGARUUUUUGCACAGUAUAUAUGUAGAUGUGGGUUGCAAGUUCAUGACUUACCCAAGGGGAUAGACCCAGAAAGAUGACUCUUUUUUAACACAGUACUCAGUUCAAAUCAUACCAUGUCUAUAAAACCAUGCAUUGAUAACCAAGAGAUGGACCUAUCUUCCAACCAUUCAGAGCAGCUCUCUGAAUAAUUUAGUAUUUCUCUGUCUGCAGCUGUUAAGACAUCUGAAUGCUCUCUGUGUGUACAAGGCACCGAUAAGACAACAACAAGAUACGUAAGAAACAAAAUGGGAACGCUAUUAUAUAUAUAUAUCUGAAAGAGAUUUAGAUCACCUCAUUGUGACUUACUUUUCCCAUUACACCAUUAGUCAGACUUGCAUAAAUGGGCCUGGAAAGACAAAAACAUUCUCUCCAGUGACAGGAUGAUAUUAUUGCCAUCAGCAGCGCAGCCUGGUGGCUCACAAGAGCUGUGCUAAAUGUUCACUGAGACCUCUCCCCAAAGCCAGGGACCCCACACUGGGAAAAAUCAGGRCCCGUCAGAUUUUCUGAGGUAACUAGGUUAUUACAUUGCUGCUAUCCUGGACCCCUGAUUAAAGUUGAUGCUUUUUCUAUGUGAUGGAACGUAUCCUAAGUGGGGAUGUAUAUAUUUAAGGAAUUUUAAGUCACACAGACAUAUGGAUAACUGAUAUACAUAGAGCACAUUGAUGGGUCAUGUCCUUUCUUAUUAGUGUAUACUAAUUAUACAGAAUAGUGGGUUCCGUYGUAUCAUGUUUGCAUAGGCAUUCACAUAGUUUGAUCAUUUGUCUUGUACUUUUUCAUUUAUAGUUUGAACUCUGGGAAAACUUUUGAAUGGCAGCCACCCCAAAUAAUUUUURAUCAUUAAUCAGAAAUUUCUCAAUAGUAAGUGACUUUGAAUCUUUUAAUACUUCAGGAAAAAAAAAACAACAACAUGAACUCCAUCAGUGUAUCUCACGUUGCUAUAAAUAUAAAUGUACAUAUAUUUGAAUGGUUAUUUGCCUUGUUUUACACCUAGACUACUUCCUCAUUAUAGGCAAAGGGCAUUCGUAACUGCUCAGGGGAUCAUAGGAACCCAACUGAAACUGGAUUUUUGUACCAAGUUAUACCAAGUUUGUACCAGUUGUGGCAAGGCACACCUCUGUUAGUAACCUCUCUGAGCUUGGUUCACAGAGGUUCUCCAAACGGGCAGAUUUCAAGUAACCCGAGUGCUGUGUUCUUAUGAACUUGUAGUAAAGGUAGAAGAAAAUGUCUAUGCUGUUUCCUYGGCAAAAUUAAAGGGAUUUGUCUUCUCACAGACAUUUUAUAACAGAAUUAGCUGCUUUUUUUUUUUUUUCCUUUGCCAGGGCUAGGCAAGGGGGGCGGGGGGUGUUUGUUAAACUGAUUUUAAAUAAAUGGAUUUAAUAUUUUUUAAUGUUGUAAAGUGCCUGAAAAAAAAAAUGGUGACUGAAAAUGCGUGUGAGUCGCCAGAAUCCACAGGAACAGGUGGGGAGUUUGAACCCACAUGUGUCUCUGGUGCGACCAGGGGCACAGAGCCAGCCAAGCCAGAGACCUCGUUUACACAGGAGAGAGCUGGUGGCCUGGGUGUGGGAGGCUGAUGCCAUCCUGUCCGGUAAUCGGCCAGGGACGGAGUAUGUACAGCUUGUCCCCUUCUUUCAGCUCUGUCUUACUUGCCCUGGUGAUUCUGUUUUAGGRAAAACGCCUGCAUCUACCUAAGACUGUUUGGAUGUUGUGACAAAGAUCUCCUUGUGUCUGGAGUAGUGCAGUCCAUUUGAAAUA